Molecule: messenger RNA, 2061 nt
Organism: Lotus japonicus
Lineage: Eukaryota; Viridiplantae; Streptophyta; Magnoliopsida; Fabales; Fabaceae
Product: vacuolar fusion protein MON1 homolog
Exons: 15
Coding region: 89-1717 (542 amino acids)
Biological process (GO): protein targeting to vacuole; vesicle-mediated transport
Source: RefSeq, a predicted model, not a curated record
GGCGCGUUGGACAGUGGACGCAUCGCAUUGCAACGCAAUAAACACGAGGGACUCAUUUCUCUCUCUGUUUCACGGCGACGCUAUUGCAAUGAGUUCACCGGAGACGCGGCGGAACCACUCCAUUACGUCAUCCAGUUCCACCACCUCCGACGACGGACCUAGUCCUCCGAUCAUAUUCCACUUGCCGCACCUCUCAUUGAGCCUCUUCGACGGCGAGCAUCAAGAGCCCAACGGAUCUUCCCUCCGACCCUCCUCCGAGCCGUCGAGCCCUAGCACCACCGCCACGAGCACCGUUCGCCAUGAAAUUGAGGAGAUGACGAUCCAUGAUUCCGCCGGAGCCUCCAGCUUCCCUGAGAAAAAACCACAUCACGAUGAUGAUGAGGACGAUGCUUCCAUUUCAUGGAGGAAAAGGAAGAAGCAUUUCUUUGUUCUGAGUCAUUCUGGCAAACCAAUAUAUUCUAGAUACGGAGAUGAACACAAGCUUGCUGGUUUUUCAGCAACUUUGCAAGCAAUCAUUUCCUUUGUGGAGAAUGGAGGUGAUCGUGUCAAAUUCGUGAGGGCUGGAAAGCAUCAGGUUGUUUUUCUUGUCAAAGGACCAAUUUACUUAGUCUGCAUCAGCUGCACAGAAGAGCCUUAUGAGUCAUUAAGGGGGCAGUUGGAUCUUAUUUAUGGUCAGAUUAUUGUAAUACUAACAAAGUCAGUAAACAGAUGUUUUGAGAAGAAUUCAAAGUUUGAUAUGUCACCCUUGCUUGGUGGAACAGAUAUUGUCUUCUCUUCACUAAUCCACUCUUUUAGUUGGAAUCCAGCCACAUUUCUUCAUGCCUAUACUUGUCUACCUCUUGCGUAUGGGACAAGGCAAGCUGCUGGUGCUAUCUUGCAAGAUGUUGCAGAUUCAGGUGUUCUGUUUGCAGUACUGAUGUGCAGACACAAGGUAAUUAGUCUAGUUGGUGCUCAGAAAGCCUCUCUUCAUCCUGAUGAUAUGCUGCUGUUGUCCAACUUUGUCAUGUCAUCAGAAUCCUUUAGGACAUCAGAAGCAUUUUCUCCUGUUUGCUUGCCAAGAUACAAUCCUUUGGCAUUUUUGUACGCUUAUAUCCACUAUUUUGAUGACAACACAUACCUGAUGUUGUUGACGACUAGUUCUGAGGCAUUUUACCAUCUUAAGGAUUGCAGGAUUCGUAUCGAAACGGUCCUUUUGAAGUCAAAUAUACUUCGUGAAGUUCAGACAUCCUUGUUAGAAGGUGGGAUGCGUGUUGAGGAUCUGCCACCCUUACCUCGUUCUGGAUCAUCUUCUCAUUUGGGCCAGCAUAGGCUUCAAUCAGAUUCUCCUGAAAUAUUGAGGGAAUCAAAUUCUGGCAUUGGUGGUGCUGCUGGGUUGUGGCAUUUCAUAUAUCGCAGCAUAUAUCUGGAUCAAUAUGUUUCUUCAGAGUUCUCACCGCCUAUUAACACUCCUCAGCAGCAGAAAAGAUUGUAUAGAGCGUAUCAGAAACUUUUUGUAUCCAUGCAUGAUAAAGGAAUUGGGCCACACAAAACUCAGUUUAGAAGGGAUGAAAACUAUGUUCUGCUCUGUUGGGUAACACAGGAUUUUGAGCUUUAUGCUGCGUUUGAUCCCCUUGCAGAUAAGGCCUUGGCAAUAAAGACUUGCAACCGGGUGUGUCAAUGGGUAAAAGAUGUGGAAAAUGAAAUAUUUUUGCUAGGAGUUAGCCCCUUUUCAUGGUGAUUUCCUAUCAAACACUGUAAACAUUUUGCUAAGUGUCAUGCCCAAAACAUCUCAGUCUAAUGCCAUCAUCAUCAUCAGCUGUGAGAGUACAUGAAUCAUGGAUGAUUACUGCUUCUGGUACAUAAAGAUCUAAGUAUUUGAAUUUUUUUUGUUUUUUGUUACUAUAUGGCAUGUGUUGUAGCUCUUGAAGUGCUGAACUAUAAAAGGACCAUUUCCCUGAAAAACAAGGCAUGACUAGUACUUCUAGGUCCUAGGACAUAUCACAUGGCCAAUAAAAAGGAUGAGGUUUCUAUCCAUCCAAUAUUUUAUUUUACUUCAUUUUUCGCUUCUUAUUUUUAAAUAUA